AUGAUUUCUAUGAACUACUUAAACAGCUUAGAUAAAAAACUAAUAAAUUAGAUUAGCGAGGGAUUGAAAGUAAAUUUUGCUUGUCAUUAUCAGGAAAUUAAGAAAGAAAUACUUCAUAAGAUAGACUUGAUAGCGUGCGAAAUAUCAAAAACAUCUAAGUGA
Messenger RNA from Tetrahymena thermophila SB210, 162 nucleotides. RefSeq lists its product as hypothetical. Lineage: Eukaryota; Ciliophora; Oligohymenophorea; Hymenostomatida; Tetrahymenidae. The record is from RefSeq and is a predicted model, not a curated record. The transcript has 3 exons.